UUUCCCAGCGUGCUUUGAGACCGGUCGGUGAAAGUGUCGGGUCCCUGAUGGACUGGAGAAAAUAUUGAAAAGCUGGAAAUCCGGCCACGAAACUGUCCUGCUGAAGGGUCUCGGCCCAGAACGUCGAUUGUACGUUUUUCCAAAGGUCAAUGACGAUUGGUUUUCCAAACAAGGGCCAGAAGUAAUUAGUGCAUUUCAGUGAUUUUAGUUUCAUUUAUUUUAGUCUUUAAAUGUGUACAAUGCAUUUGAAAUACCGCUAUCUGUAUUUCCAUACGAAAAUAAUGAAGAAAAACUAUCUUUAAGACCCAUUUCCCCCUGCAUCCCAGUAACUAAGGAAGUAGAGACACAAAGGAAGUGCACAAAGGAAGGAUUUAACCCAGACUUCAAAUGAACGAAUAAACAUGAAAGAUCAUGAAGAGAUCUUUAGGGGGUUUGACAGGAUGGAUAUAGAGGAAUCUAUAGACACAAGAGAGCAAGUAUCAGCCAGAUAGCUUGCAUUAAGAUAUGUGCCACAACUCUGAGGGGCCGAAGGGUACAAAGUAGCCCCCUCCUUUUUGAGAAUCGCAAGAUCGCUAUUAAUUCAGGUCUGGGACCCAGGAAAUGAGAGAAUCCACAAGGUUUUGGAAUGUGUCCUGGCCUCAGCGAAACAAAACCACUGAUAACAGCCAUUGUCUCUUUGGAGACGGAAUUGUGUAUUGAGUACUGUACUAUUUAUUGAAGCCCCUCAGGGGACAACCAGAGUGGUCUGGUUGAGGGAUUGCAUCAUCCCAACCUGAUUGACAUCUGAGACCCCGUGAGUAAGGAUAAAAGAGGGUCUGGGGAACAACCCCUUGAGACGCACCAGGAGAAACGCUGGAAAGCCAGUGACAGCGUUUUAUAGUGAACGCCGGUGAGGGCCCGUGUGCGUCCUCCCUUGCCAGGGUAGUGGGCUCAUCACGAAAGAACGGCUUAGCUAAAGGAGAGGCCACAAAUGAACGGCCACGACAAUGAGACUCUGAUGGAUCAAAAUCAUAAAAGGAAAGCCGGCAAGUUUUUCUCCCAAAACUCACUCUCUCUCCAACCAUUGCAAACCCAGCGGUCCCCAAAGGCUGCAGCCUGCAUGAACUGAGUGAACUUUAUAUUUCCAUCGGACAAUACAUUAACCCCUAGACAACAAUAGAGCUAUUUCUUAUUGAUUAUUAUUAUACCCGCACUUUUAGAUUUAGUACUGACGACGUAUAUUAUCAGUAUGUUUGCAUUGAUAAUAUUUUUGUGUAGUUUUACUAAUAAAUACUGUUAAAAAUAGUACCAUCAGUCUUCAAUGGACCUCUCUAUCUUUGCUGGUAAGUGACCCAGUUACAGGUUUCGUAACAAAGUGGGGCCUCAUCCGGGAUUUGAUACCAAAUUGGAGGGCCAGUGAAUCGGGCUUGUAAGUCCAAACUUGGGUCCGGUUGCGCGGGUAGCCAGACGGGAAACCAGCAAAGAUGGACGUGGAUGAAUUUAUAGAAAACCCGACUCUGGAGGUGCUAGAGGCGGCCACAAAGUCGGACUUGAUAAAUAUUGCGAAAGGACUAAACCACACGGAGGUGAGGUUGUCAAAUAAAAAGCAGCAGGUGCGGAGGGCCAUAACUCAAUAUUAUAUUGUGAAGAAUGUGUUUUCAGCUGAGGUAUUGGAAAAUAUUCCUGAAAAGGUACCAGCGAGUGGGACGGCUCAGUUAGAGUUGGAGAAAUUAAGGUUGGAACAUGAAAUUAAGUUAAAACAGCUGGAAGCAGCUGAAAAGGAAAAAGAAAGGGCUGAAAAAGAGAAGGAAAGGGCCGAGAAAGAAAAGGAAAGAGCCGAAAAGGAAAAAGAGCAGGAAAGAGCCAAAAAACAAAGGGACCAUGUGCUCCAGCUAAAGGAGUUAGAGGUGAAGAGGGAGCAGGAAAGAGCUGAGAAACAAAGGGAGCAUGAAAUUCAGUUAAAACAGCUGGAAGCAGCUGAAAAAGAGAAAGAAAGGGCCGAAAGGGAGAAGGAAAGGGCCGAAAAAGAGAAGGAGAGGGAAAGAACUGAGAACCAAAGGGAGAAGGAGAAACAGAGGCAACAUGACUUGGACAUGGAGAAGUUAAGGCAAGAGCGAAGAGCUCAAGGGUCAGACUGAGAGAAGUGGUUUAGUGUUAGUCGGGAGUUCAGGUUAGUACCUCUGUUCGAGGAGACGGAUAUUGAUAGUUAUUUCUUGCAUUUUGAAAAGGUGGCAGUGAGUCAGAAGUGGCCCAAAGAGUAAUGGGUAGUGUUGUUACAAAGUGUGUUAAAAGGGAAGGCACAACGGGCAUAUGCAGUGUUGUCCAUGGAGGAGGAGUCUGAGAAUUAUGAGAAAGUAAAGGAGGCCAUUCUUUGGACCUACAAAUUGGUACCUGAAGCCUAUAGACAAAAGUUCAGAAAUUUAAAGAAAGUGUGGAAUCAGACAUAUGCAGAGUUUGCCUAUAAAAAGGAUAUGCUCUUGGAUCGUUGGUGUGCAGCAGAAAUAAUGGAAGAAGAUUUUUGUCAUCUCAGGGAGUUAAUUCUGAUUGAGGAAUUUAAAGGUUGUGUUUUGGAUGAUAUCCAGAUGUAUUUGAAUGAGAAGCCGAAUAAGUCCAUCUCCGAAUUUGCUAGGUUCGCAGAUGAAUAUGUCCUAACCCACAAGACAAAGUUUUCCUCAAAUAAAAGUUACCAGGGAGACCGUGGGAACGGUAGAGAAAGCCCACCGGCUGAGGCAGAGAUCCCGCCGGGAGCUAGUGGUAAAAUUGAGGAGGUAAAGCAAGACGGAAGGAGAGGUCCUGGCUUGACCUGUUUUAAUUGUGGAAAGGUGGGUCAUAUUGUAUCUGGGUGCCUUGCUCCGAGGAAGGAGACAGGAAAAUGGAAAGCAGCAGUCCCUAUAGGAUGUGCUGUGGUGAUCAGUAAAUCGACGAGAGAGCCCCAGGUAGACAGAGUACGAGAAGGGUCUGAGAAAUGUAUUUCAGAAGGAACCGUGUCUGUGAGAGAGGGAGACACACCAGUUCCACUGCGGAUCUGGAGAGACACGGGAGCUGAGCUGUCAUUGAUUAGCAAGGUACUGGAUUUUGGUCGCAAGACUGGAGAGGUGGUUUUGAGAGGCAUAGGAAAAGGAACAGAAGCGGUGGCCUUGCAUAGGAUCAUUAUAAAUUGUGAGCAGGUAUUUGGACCAGUUGAAAUAGGGGUGCAAUCAGAAUUCCCGAGAACUGAAGUAGACAUUCUGGGUAACAAUUUAGCUGGUGGUGACGUUUGGUCGGCCAUGGAGCUGACGAGCUGGCCUGUAAGUGUUGAGGACCCGCCCCUAGAUUCCAAGAUCUAUCCCGCAUGUGCGACCACUCGCAGCAUGUCGAGAAAGGCAGCUGAGAAAGAGGCCAGUUUAAAUCUGGCCAGUAUCAAUUUGGCCGAGACGUUUUUACCGACCCUGUACCAAGAGGGGUUAGAGGGUGGUAAAACGGAGAAUAGGAAAGUGAAAGAGAGUAAGGGAGAGGAGGUAGACCUGCCCUUAGCCAGGAGGAAAUUUAUAGAGGCAUGGAGUAAAGAUGAGCAACAGAUAAGGCUGUUAAAAGGUCCAGGGUUGGACAUGGAUGAUCUGUCUGGUUUGGCAGAACUGUUUAAAGAAGUUGAAAGUUCUAAAGGUGUUCCCGAUAAUGAAAUGAGGGCGGUCCUAGAUGAAAAGGAUGCCAUUAACUUGAAGAAGUCUGCUGGGUUGGCAGAUGAGGUUGUUUCAGCCCACGGGGUUGAGUUUACUCCGGAAGGGAGUUGCCCAGAGAGUAACUGGGAGGAUCAGGGGAAUUUAGAAUUUGAAAAGGGUACGGGUAUUGAAAGCCUGGAAGAGGCAGAUGUCCCGUUUGAGUGUGUUCAAGAUGUGGAUGCACGUGGUACUGAACCUAGUAAUGGAGCUCAGAAAAAGUCUGAGGUAUUUGAUUCAGUUGAAAAGGAAUGCAGUCCUUGUGGGUCAGAUGGACUUGGUUCAGUGAAGAAAGGGUUAACCUUGGUAAUAGUGGGAAGUGAGAAUUCCCAGUUGUUUGUGUUCGAAGGUGUGUUAAAAGUUAGUGAGGAGAUAAAAGGUGGUGAGGUGAAUAUUAUUAUUGAAGGAAAAGGGAAAAGUGCAGUUCCUAAAGUGAAUGAAGAAAACUUAAAGUCUGGAUUGAUGUCAGAAGCAGCAACCAGGCUGCAGAGACAAUGGCUUGGUAACACGAAUGGUGCCUGCGAAUCAAUUACAGGUUGAUUUGGAAUGUAAAGGUGCCCCUCACGCUAUUGUUAUUCAGGAGUGUGCUGUGAAGAGGCAGAAUUUGAAAUGCUGUUUGGACCAAGAGUUUAAACUGAAAACUAAUAGUAUGAAGGGUCCUGAAGAGAAAACUAGCAACUUGCUUAAAAUUAAAGAAUUGUGUGGAAAUUCAGAAAAUGGUCUAAGUUUGGAACACAUUGUUGAUAAAAUAACUCCUAUAAAAGGAGCAUGCAAAAGCCUAUUCCACACUGGUAUACAAGUUAACCACAUGGGAGUUAACUGGAAAAGGGGCGAGGGUUGACGGGAUGCUAUUUUAAAUAACAGGAUCCGGUUUUAAGGGAUUUUGACAAAGCAUGUGAUUAAUAAAGACAACCCCAUGGAAGAUUGACUGUUAAGUUUGAAAGUAAAACAAAGAUUAGUAUUUGCAUGAACUUUUGUAGUAUACAUGUAAGCUAAGAUCACAACUCUUUAGUUUUUGUUUGUUGAAGAAAAGGGAAAUAAAAAAAAAUAGGUGGUUAUUAAAUUGAAGUCUGAUGCUACAAGACUUUAGUAAGGUACAAGAUGUUAGGAUAGUAAAGGAAGUGAUAACGUAAUCAUUAACUGUUUAGAUGCUGAAUUGAAUGUAUAACUGUAUUACUCUGUAGUGAAAAAAAAACUCUUUUGUAUUGUGUUAGAUUCUGAACUCCUGUAAGACUCUGGAUUAAUUCAUUUUUAACCGAUGGUAAAAAUCUUUGAAGGAAGGGGAUGUUACAAAUGUGCCACAACUCUGAGGGGCCGAAGGGUACAAAGUAGCCCCCUCCUUUUUGAGAAUCGCAAGAUCACUAUUAAUUCGGGUCUGGGACCCAGGAAAUGAGAGAGAAUCCACAAGAUUUUGGAAUGUGUCCUGGCCUCAGCGAAACAAAGCCACUGAUAACAGCCAUUGUCUCUUGGAGACGGAAUUGUGUAUUGAGUACUAUACUAUUCAUUGAAGGCCCUGGGGAUGACCAGAGUGGGCUGGUUGAAGGAUUGCAUCAUCCCAACCUGAUUGACAUCUGAGACCCCAUGAGUAAGGAUAAAAGAGGGUCUGGGGAACAACCCCUUUAGACGCACCAGGAGAAACGCUGGAAAGCCAGUGACAGCGUUUUAUAGUGAACGCCCGUGAGGGCCCGUGUGUGUCCUCCCUUGCCAGGGUAGCGGACUCAUCACGGAAGAACGGCUUAGCUAAAGAAGAGGCCACAAGUGAACGGCCACACCAACGAGACUCCGAUGGAUUGAAAUCAUAAAAAGGAAAGCCGGCAAGUUUCUAAAAAUCUCUGUCUCUCCAACAAAGGCUGCAGCCUGAAUGAACUGAGUGACUUUUAUAUUUCCAUCGGACAAUACAUUAUCCCCUGAACAACGAUAGAGCUAUUUCUUAUUUAUUAUUAUACCAGCACUUUUAGUAUUGAUGUAUUUAGUAUUGAUGACGUAUAUUAUCUGUAUGUUUGCAUUGAUAUUAUUUUUGUGUAUUUUUACUAAUAAAUACUGUUAGAAAUAGUACCAUCAGACUUCAACGGACCUCUCUAUCUUUGCAGGUAAGUGACCCAGUUACGGGGUUCGUAACAAUAUGCUGUUGAUAUUAAACUAAUCCUGAUUCUGAUUUUAGCCGUGGAAAGUGUUGGAAAUAUUCAGCAGAUCAGGCUGCAUCUACAAAGGGAAAUUGUUGAUGUCUUAGGGCAAAGACACUUCACUUAUAAUUGUGAUAGUUCGCUUUAGACUUCCACUUACUUGAUUUUCAAUAAACUAAUGUCUUGCAUUUCCAAAACUGAAACUGAGGCAAUUGUUUGUGUGGUUGACAGUCAUACUUCUUAACAAGAGU
Molecule: messenger RNA, 6048 nt
Organism: Hypanus sabinus (Atlantic stingray)
Lineage: Eukaryota; Metazoa; Chordata; Chondrichthyes; Myliobatiformes; Dasyatidae
Exons: 2
Coding region: 2304-4214 (636 amino acids)
Molecular function (GO): nucleic acid binding; zinc ion binding
Source: RefSeq, a predicted model, not a curated record